This is a messenger RNA of Temnothorax curvispinosus, 3011 nucleotides long. RefSeq names its product aminopeptidase N. Gene Ontology annotation, cellular component: cytoplasm. NCBI's taxonomy places the organism in Eukaryota, Metazoa, Arthropoda, Insecta, Hymenoptera, Formicidae. Gene Ontology annotation, molecular function: zinc ion binding; peptide binding; metalloaminopeptidase activity. The record is from RefSeq and is a predicted model, not a curated record. Gene Ontology annotation, biological process: proteolysis; peptide catabolic process.
CAGGCAACAGUUCGCCCGCGGCCACGCUAUCACGCGGUCGUUCCAGAAAUCCUCCCGAACUCGUCUCUUCCCAGAGGAAGUCGCCUCUUUUUAAAGGGGUAUCAAGGUCAACCGGCGCGGCGCGGUGCAGCGGUACCGCGGUGAUAUCCGUGUAAGCUCUUGGUAAACCGCGAUCGCGCGCCGCUGACAGAUCGUCCUCUGCGUCCCUCAGGCGUGCACGCCUGCCGCGAGGAUAACACGCCGUUCACUCUGUGCCAUUCACCAUGAUGUGGACAACGUUGCUGUCGGGACUCGUUCUACUGUCGGCGAUAUCGCCCGGUCUUCCUCGAAGCAUUAGUGAUACCGAAGGCCGAUGGAAGCGCAGUAUCGAUCUGAACGAUAUCUACUACACAAAAAUGCGUCAGUAUAGAUUACCUAAUGAAGUUAGGCCGACCAGUUACCACGUGGAUAUCAAAAUACCCUUCAUCGAGAGCAAUCAGUUUAACGGUCGUGUCAAGAUCAAUUUCACCGCGUACGAUAUCAGCGACAGGAUAACAUUGAACAUCCAUCCGAAUCUUGAGAUUUCAUUAGUCACCAUCAGACUAAUCAAAUCACCGACUGAUGAAGCGACGCCAGAUGAGUACUUUAAUAUCGCAAGGACCGAGCGGCAGAGUAAGAAAUCUUGGUACAUUAUUCAUCUGGAACAAAUGCUGAAGGAAGGAACUUCCUGCGAAGUCGACAUCACGUAUCUUGGGAAUCUUACACUUAACGAGACUACUGGCCUAUAUAAAAGCGCGUACUUGGAUUCCGACGGUCGAAAACACCCCUUCAUCGCCACUUACUUACAGUUAGACAACGCGCAGAAGAUGUUCCCCUGCAUGGACGAGCCACCCUAUAAAUCAACUUUCAAGCUGACUGUAUCGUAUCCUAAAGGCUUAACGGCACUCACGAACACGCCGGUAAUUUCUCGACACGAGUCGUCCGACAAGAUCGAGGAAGAGUUCGCGGAGACACCUCGAAUGUCGACGAAUCAAUUCGCCCUCAUGAUCUCGGAUCUGCAAAACAUCGAGCCGACAAAUGAAGUUAACGAGAUGGAUGGAAUGAAGCUGCAGGUGAAGGUUUGGGGCCGUAAAGAAUUCAUGGAGUCGCUGGUUAAUGUUCCCAACAAAGUUGUAAAAAUUGUGAAUUAUUUACAAGAUUACUUCAACAGCUCCAUCGGCUUACCGAAAUUGGACGUAAUGGCGAUUCCGCUUUACAGCAUUUCCAAAGCUUCCGACAAUUGGGGUCUCAUGUUCUUCAAAGAAAGUGAACUCAGCAGCUCUCUGAUCUGGACCACUACGUACGAGCUUCUCUACCAAUGGAUCGGUCAAUCCGUUACACCGUACCAGCGAAACGACGCGCCGAUUAACAAAGCUCUUAACUCGUUCUUGGCAUCCAUGGCGACAAUCGAUCUCAAUCCAAACGAGACGCAAGGAAAAUGGCCGAUGACGAUGUUGUAUCCUCUAUAUUACGAAUUUGCGCAAACGGCACCUUUCUCAAGAGUGGCUGGCAUCAGGCAAGAAGCAACAUGGACAAAAGCCGAGUUGGUUUUCCGAAUGCUUAAUUACACUCUUGGGCGCGACUUGUUCCAGAGGAGUUUGAGAAAUUUCUUCCAUCAGCAAUCGAAAGAAGAUCACAGAACCUUUUUCGCCAAUGAUAUCUUCACUUAUCUGAACGACGUGGCGAACGAGACGAACAAUCUGCCACCAGGUCUGACCAUCAACGGCAUCGCCGCUUCGUGGAUCAAUCGGGACAGAGUGCCGUUGGUCACGGUCAUUCGCGAUUACGAAACUGGAAAAAUUAAUCUUACUCAGAAAGUCUAUCUGAGAGAUAUACCUCCGCAAUCGACGGCCAAAGUGUCAUAUCAGUGGGACAUCCCGAUCGUGAUGCAGGCACAAGAUAAAUUAAACUUUAACAAUACCAAACCGACUGUAUGGCUGAAAAAAGAAACCGUACCGAAGAAUUUCACUAUCACAGACAUCACCAACAAAAAUAAUUUUAUUAUUGUCAAUCCCGAAGAAAUAGGAAUGUUCCCGGUGAAUUACGACUCGUGCAACUGGAAGAUGUUGUCGCAAUAUCUGCGAGGGCCAAAUCGCGAAAAGAUACCUCCAUUAACCAGGGCGAAGCUUCUGCACGACGCGUGGAACUUGGCGUACGCCGGCGAGCUGUGCUUCGGCAUCGCGAUGAACAUGACUCUCUUCCUCAAGGAAGAAAAGAACCACGUGGUUUGGGAACCGGUAUUCACAAUGAUUCAUCAUGUCGGUCGGCGGAUCGAGGGCUUGGACGUAUAUUUGAAAUUCGAGGCGUACAUUCGAAACUUAUUGAAGCCUCUCUACUUGCAACUUGGAGAUAAUCCAAAACCUAAUGAACCUUCCUGGAGAACUCACAUGCGCGGUCUUAUGCAGAACUUCCUUUGCCGUGCUGGAUACGAACCUUGCGUUAAGGAAGCCAGGGAUCAAUUCAAAAAAUGGUUGACCGACGAGGAGCCGGAUAAAGGAAACCCGGUCGCCAAUAAAUUCCUCUGCCCCGUGUUCAAAUGGGGCACCGACGAGGAAUGGGAGUUCGGACUGCAGCACGUCAUAAGUUUCCCAAAGACCAGUCUAGCUAGGAAGCCAAACGAGCGCACCUAUUACCUACUGAAGACCCUCGCCGGGUGUCCGAAGGAUGCAAACAAGAUCGAAAGACUGCUGCAAGUAUCCGUGCUGGACCGGAAUGAGAAUUUCACGGACGCGGACAUCCACCUGAUCUUCAGUAUGAUGACCGGCAGCGCGACCGGCUACAAAACCCUGUUCAACUUCCUGCUCGAGCAUUGGUACACCGUGAUGGAGCAAUUCGGGAACAAGACCUUCCUCUGGGACGGCAUCAUCAAUUUCGCCACGUCGUCGUUCAACACGCAGGAGGGCUACGAUAUGGUGACCAAGUUCUAUAUCGAUCACAAAGACGAAUUCGAAUCAUAUCUAAAAUGUAAUAAAGAUUAUAAUUUUUCGUCUUGA